Molecule: messenger RNA, 1671 nt
Organism: Schistosoma turkestanicum
Lineage: Eukaryota; Metazoa; Platyhelminthes; Trematoda; Strigeidida; Schistosomatidae
Source: the annotation of a GenBank genome assembly
AUGAGAGAUACUAGUCAUCAGUACUCACCUCCUCUACUUAUUCAGUCAUCAAAAAUAAAUAGUUGGUUAUUGUCACGCAAAAUAAUACAGACGGACUAUCCGAAGAAACUGAAGGAGAUAGACUGUAAAGUGAACGACCUUGUUAAUAAAUUCCCUGAAGUAACCCGUCAGAUUUUCGAAAGCCCAUCCUUGUUCCUAGGAUGUCGUGAAGUCCUUGAAGCUCUCACUAAGACAGACAACAAAACUGAUUUCUUCGGACGUUCUAGCCCUCUAGUUCGCACAUGGACAGAAAUUGUCGGCUCGUUUCAGAAAAAUAAUCUAUAUUUGGCUGAAGUAGGAGAUUCGAUUAACGAGUUAGCAGCUGUGCAGGUCCCAAGGUGUAAAAUCUUCAUUUCUGACCGACACAAAAGCUUAUUGGACUUACGCCAAAAAUUGAAGGAACAAAGCCUAAAUCUCAGCAGGAAAGAAGAGCUGUUAGAGAAAGUUUAUAAAGAAUUCCAUGUUGAUGUUAAGGAGGAAAAUAUAAAGUUGCGUCUCCUGGAGGAGGCUGGCAAUGUCCCUAUGUUUUUGACUGAAUUUGUUCACUCGCUUACUUCCCUCAAAACCUCUCUCCAGCUGUAUACUAGCUUUAAAAAAUUUGUCCUGGGAGGUUUUCAGGAUGAUUAUAACAAACCUGAAAAUUUUUCUGAUUGCUGUCCAACCCUGAAAUUGUUAAUUGAUUCAGGCCAUGUUAUGGUGUUUACAUGGAAAAACGGGUACGAGCCUGAGCGCAUUGAAGAAAGUGACGACUUCGUGCCCCUUCUUUUACAACAAGAACAAAAGAGAGUACACCGGUUAUCCGCAGAUACUGGUCAGAAUGGAUUUACAGAAGCAAAUGUUGCUUCUGAAAUGAACAAAAUAGUGUGGGAUGAAAGUGAAGCAGGGGAAAUUGAUUUUGGUCCUUUUGAUCUAGAGGCUGUGGAAGAUAUUGAAAUUGAUGGAGAAAACAUAGUACCAACUUCUGUGUCCGAUACAAUGGGUAAUCCAAGUGUUGACUCUGUCAGUCAGUUGUCAAAAAAUGAGGGAAAACCUGUAGUUGCAUCUGGUGCAUCUGCUCGUUAUCUUUUAGACUCAGUUGAUGGACGUCAAGCUCUUUUAAAUGAUUUACUCGAAUUGAAUGCGUUUCUUCAUCGUUUCCAGGAAGAUUUACUCGAAAGAUUAGAUAAUGAAAGUGGCAGUCAGCUCAGUAGAACUGGACGUAGUACAUUCGGACCCUCUGGUGGUAUUGGUUGUGAUGCCAUUCAAAAUAUGGUCAUGCAGAAUGCCCCUCAUGACCUUCAGUCAUAUACAUCAGAUGACGUAUCUAAAAUGAUUGAACUUGUUAAAGAAGCUUGUAAUAAACUAACUACCAGUUCUUUAAGCCACUUAAUGAUGAUACGAACUAGAAUGGGAUAUUUAGAUCGAUUAACUGGACGACUUUUGGAUUAUAGACGUCAAACAGAAUUGGCUAGAACAAGAAUUAGUCAAACAAAAAAACUAAUUGAUAAAGCAUUGACGGAACAAGAAGAUAAGACAGCACAACUGGAACAACUUAAGAGUUCUUGUAAGAAGCUAGUUAGUUUUCUGGAGGAUGAAUUAUCCAGAAUCUGUAACCGCCAAGUGCAAAUAACUGGACAAUUUUGCGAUUUGUGA